Messenger RNA from Prunus avium (sweet cherry), 1039 nucleotides. RefSeq names its product glutathione transferase GST 23. Gene Ontology annotation, cellular component: cytoplasm. Gene Ontology annotation, biological process: glutathione metabolic process. Gene Ontology annotation, molecular function: glutathione transferase activity. NCBI's taxonomy places the organism in Eukaryota, Viridiplantae, Streptophyta, Magnoliopsida, Rosales, Rosaceae. The record is from RefSeq and is a predicted model, not a curated record.
UGUUUUGGAGUCCUAUUGUAAUAAGGAGGUCGUUGUAUCCAGGGAGGGAGAGACGUUUGACAUUGGAAACUUGAAGCACCAAUAAGAGACAAUUUCAUCUUAAGGAGAUAUAACCAAGUUCUAAACUUGACCGUAUUCUGAUUUUUCUAAACUUAUCUUUGUACUAUUGUAUGAUUUAUUUUAAGCUUUAGUUUUAGAAUUUAUUUAUAUGGUUAAAUUCUGAUUUAGACUGCUAUAAUAUAUGAGCCUCCUGCCUUGACCUCAACACAUCAACCAUGGAAGAAGAAGUGAAGCUAAUAGGGUUUUGGCCGAGCCCAUAUGUUUACAGAGUGAUAUGGGCUCUAAAGCUCAAGGGUGUGAAAUAUGAGUACAUAGAAGAAGACGUUUCAAACAAGAGUGAAUUGCUUUUGCAGCUCAACCCAAUUCACAAGAAGGUCCCGGUGCUUGUUCAUCGCGGCAAACCGAUUGCUGAGUCCCCUGUCAUCCUUGAAUACAUUGAAGAAACUUGGCCGGGGAAUUAUCUUCUGCUGCCUCAAGAUGCUCACGAAAGAGCCUCCGCGCGGUUUUGGAUCCAAUGUUAUGUGUAUCAAGCUCCCAUUUUUGGUCCGUUCUUUGAAUUAACUGCCGGGGAAGAGCGAGAAAAGACAAUAAAAGCAGUAUUGGAAAACCUGAAAAUAUUGGAAGAGCAAGGCCUCGGAGACAAGAAGUUUUUUGGGGGUGAAACUAUAAGCUUGGUAGACAUAACACAUGGUUGGUUGCCUCACUGGUUUGAGGCCAUUGAAGAAAUGGUUGGUGUCAAGGUUCUGGGGGCAAGCACUUUGCCUCGGCUGCAUGCAUGGGUUCAGAAUUUCAAGCAAGUUCCUGUGAUCAAAGACAACCUUCCUGACUACCAAAAAUUGCUGGCCCAUAUGACAUGCCUGAGGAAAUCGCGUGUCCCUGAUCAAGUCUGAAACUACCAAGUCAUAUAUAUAUUUUGUAUGCUCUAUGAAUUCCUUUGUUUUCAAUUUGUAUGCUCAGUAUGGACCAAUGUUUAUCAUGA